This is a messenger RNA of Ambispora gerdemannii, 399 nucleotides long. The record is from the annotation of a GenBank genome assembly. NCBI's taxonomy places the organism in Eukaryota, Fungi, Glomeromycota, Glomeromycetes, Archaeosporales, Ambisporaceae.
GAUUUGGAUGUUGAGUUUUCGGGAUAUUGGUGUUUCGGGAUGUUGGAUUUUCGUUUGUCAGGCAUAUGGGAGUCGGGAUUGAGCAUUCGGGAUAUAGGCUUUUCGGGAUGUUGGAUUUUCGGGAUUUCGUUUGUUAGACGGUUCCGUCCCAACCUCUGGACUCCUGAUAACAUCAGCACAAUCUUCACCACGCUCUUCAUCACCGAACUGUUCCAUGCGCUCGUGCACACCAAAGUUCUUUUAAGUCUUGACUGGAUAGGCGGUAAAUACACUGUGCCAGAACACUUUAUGCUGAAAAAGGGAAACACACAGCAACAAAAGCUCGUUUUGUUUGCGGUUGUCACAUCCAAUGAAGGCAACAAGUCUGGUAACAACAGUCCAGUUAAAGCUCUUUGUUGA